CCACCUAAGCCGUCCCUUUCCAAUCUUUACACGGACAGUUGUCUAUGAGCUGUCUCGCUCAUAAGCCUCUGCAUAUGAUAUAAAACCCUAGCCUCAGACACGCAGAAAUGCGUUAUAUAUCCAUUCUCCAGCCACUGCCCAUCCGAGCAGUUACCAUAAGUCCAUAACACGAGAAAAAACGGGAGCAAGUGAGCAAGAAGCGACUGCGGAGGAGCAAGCCAGCAUCAGAUCCAUGGAGCUGGAGGCCGCCCCGCAGCUCCCGAGGAGGGAUGCCAGGAAGCUGGUGAGGUGCCCGAGGCUGCAGCUGGACGCCAAGACGGUCACGGCCGUCGAGCAGUCCACGGGCACGCCCGUCGCCGACUCAGCGGCCACCAGCCCUGGCGGCGCGAUGCGCGUCAAGAUCUUGCUGAGCAAGCAGCAGCUCAAGCAGGUGGCCGCGGCCGUCGCAGCCGGCGGCGCCUUCGCCCUGCCGCCCGCGCUGGAGCAGCUGGUGAGCGCCAUCAAGAGGCAGCACGCGAAGAAGCAGACGGCGGCGGCGACCAACGCGGCUGCCGCGAGGCGCCCGGGACGGUGGUCGCCGGCGUUGCACAGCAUCCCGGAGGAUAUCUACAGCUAGAUAACCCGCCUAGCUUCGUGGUGUAGUCGGUCUGCAUGUAUAGCUUCGGUGGUCUCCCUCCAUUUUUACUUUGCCUCUUCGUCCUUAAUUCCUGGGUCGCAGCGUUGGGCCAAAGUGAAAGCGCGCCCAAUGGCCCGCGUUCCAGCUUUAAAAUGUCAGCAAUUUAAAUCUGACAUUUUGGAUCCAAUUCGUUUCUCUCUGCUCAAGAUCGAUCGAUGUACAGAUUCUCUGGACGAAUCAAUAAAGAGAAUGAGCUGGGGGAAAUAAA
Molecule: messenger RNA, 884 nt
Organism: Triticum aestivum (bread wheat)
Lineage: Eukaryota; Viridiplantae; Streptophyta; Magnoliopsida; Poales; Poaceae
Exons: 1
Coding region: 233-616 (127 amino acids)
Source: RefSeq, a predicted model, not a curated record